Molecule: messenger RNA, 1100 nt
Organism: Brassica napus (rape)
Lineage: Eukaryota; Viridiplantae; Streptophyta; Magnoliopsida; Brassicales; Brassicaceae
Product: oleosin-B6-like
Exons: 2
Coding region: 82-684 (200 amino acids)
Biological process (GO): lipid storage; sexual reproduction
Cellular component (GO): membrane; monolayer-surrounded lipid storage body; extracellular region
Source: RefSeq, a predicted model, not a curated record
UCACUAAGCCAACCAUUAGAAAGUAUUAGCGAAGAAAUUCAAAAAGAAACAGCUCAGACUCAUUCACAAAGAGAGGGAAGAAUGUUUUCUUUUCUCAUCCCUUUGUUAGAGUUCAUCAAGGUGGUUAUUGCUUCCGUUGCCUCCGUAGUCUUUUUAGGCUUCGUCGGUAUAACACUCGCCGGUUCGGCCGUGGUGUUAGCCGUAUCCACGCCGCUUUUCAUCAUAUUCAGUCCCAUUCUCGUACCCGCCACUAUAGCCACGACUCUCCUAGCAACUGGGCUGGGCACUUUUGCCCUCUUCGGAGUGACGGCCGUGGGUCUCAUCAUUUGGCUCCUUAAGCAUAGGAUGGGAGUCAAGCCGGAGAACAAUCCACCUCCUGCAGGAGCUCCCCCGACUGGAUCUCCGCCGGCAGCACCGGCAGCACCGGAAGCUCCGGCAGCUCCAGCAGCUCCGGAAGCUCCGGCAGCUCCGGAAGCUCCGGCAGCUCCAGCAGCUCCGGAAGCUCCGGCAACUCCAGCAGCUCCGCCAGCUCCAGCAGCUCCGCCAGCUGCGCCAGCUGCCCCAGCUGCGCCAGCUGCACCAGCUCCAGCAGCUCCGCCAGCUCCAGCAGCGCCGCCAGCUCCGGCAGCUCCACCAGCUCCGCCAUCCUUCCUAUCUCUUUUCGAAAUGAAAGAAAUCCAAUGACCGAGGCAAAUCUAAAGGUGGAAAAAAAUCCAAAGGUAAAGGUAAAUCCAAUGGAAGAGGUAAACAUGAAGGUGAAGGUAAAUCCAAGAGUAGAAAAAGUAAAUCCAGAGGUAAAGACAAAGAGAAAUCCAAGGGUAAAGGUAUAUUCGGUAGAAGUUCACGUAAGGGUUCAUCUGAUGAUGAAAGUUCAUAAGAUGGAACUUGAUAUAGGAAUUGUGUUAAACACAUGGGAAAAGAUAAAUUCAUGGAAGAGUAAAGGACAUUGGUCCAUCUAUUCCAAAAUUUAGAAUACAUUGUGUACUUAAUUAUUCAUGAAUUUAUGCCACCUAUAAGAACAAAAAGGCUUUUGAAUAAAUUUAAUGUAAUGUUAAAUGUUAAAAGUGCUUAUGAUUUUUAAAAGAAAAGGUAAAAGAAAA